Messenger RNA from Cheilinus undulatus (humphead wrasse), 765 nucleotides. RefSeq names its product glycoprotein-N-acetylgalactosamine 3-beta-galactosyltransferase 1-like. Lineage: Eukaryota; Metazoa; Chordata; Actinopteri; Labriformes; Labridae. The transcript is spliced from 2 exons. The coding region runs from base 37 to 765 and encodes 242 amino acids. Gene Ontology annotation, molecular function: N-acetylgalactosaminide beta-1,3-galactosyltransferase activity. The record is from RefSeq and is a predicted model, not a curated record. Gene Ontology annotation, cellular component: membrane.
AACUCCACUCAAAGACCACGGAUCCUGUGUUGGAUCAUGACAGGGCCCGAGUACAUGGGAUCCAGAACCAGGCACAUCAGAGCGACAUGGGCCAGGCGCUGCAAUAAAGUUCUGUUCAUGAGCUCUGUCCAAACAGACUUCCCCACUGUGGGGCUGAAAACAAGCAAGGGGAGGGACGAGCUGUACUGGAAAACCAUCAGAGCCUUCCAGUACAUCCACCAGCAUCACCUGGAUGAGGCCGACUGGUUCCUCAAGACAGACGAUGACACGUUUGUUGUUGUGGAGAAUCUACGUUAUGUGUUGUCCAGAUUUGAUCCAGAGAAGCCGUUGUAUCUGGGCAGGAGGUUUAAACCGACAGUCAAACAGGGCAUGUCCGGAGGGCCGGGUUAUGUCCUCAGUAAAGAAGCGCUGAGACGAUUCAUCAGAGGCUUCGAUACGGAGAACUGUACCAACUUUUCUGACAUGGAGGACGUGGCUCUGGGGAAAUGUUUGGAGAUGAUGAAGGUGGAGCCGGCAGAUGUCAAAGGAACGCAAACGUUUCAUGUUUUUCCUUCAGACUAUGAACUGGUCAGACAACUCCCAAGAUCUCGGCGUGGGUUUCUGCUGUACGAGUACUAUGAUCCAACAGAGGGUCCAGGCUGCUGCUCAGAUUUAGCCGUGUCCUUUCACCACAUGGAUGGCAAGCAGAUGUACGUGUUGGAUUACCUGAUAUAUCACCUGCAGCCAUAUGGAUACAAAUACAGAUUUAAUCCCCAUUUGAACUGA